This is a messenger RNA of Suricata suricatta (meerkat), 767 nucleotides long. RefSeq names its product histone H1.1 (gene H1-1). Lineage: Eukaryota; Metazoa; Chordata; Mammalia; Carnivora; Herpestidae. The record is from RefSeq and is a predicted model, not a curated record. Gene Ontology annotation, biological process: chromosome condensation; negative regulation of DNA recombination; nucleosome assembly. The transcript has a single exon. Bases 40 to 681 code for a protein of 213 amino acids. Gene Ontology annotation, cellular component: nucleus; nucleosome. Gene Ontology annotation, molecular function: structural constituent of chromatin; nucleosomal DNA binding; double-stranded DNA binding.
CAGGUCUUUGCGGUUGGCUUCCUCCCCCUGCUUGGCACCAUGUCUGAGACCGCGCCGCCCGCGCCCGCCGCCUCCACUACCCCGGAGAAGCCCGCGUCGAGCAAGAAGGCCAAGCGGCCCGCCAAGGCCGCGGCCGCUGCCAAGAAGAAGCCCGCGGGUCCUUCUGUAUCCGAGCUGAUCAUGCAGGCCGUUUCCUCCUCCAAGGAGCGCAGCGGCGUGUCCCUAGCCGCCCUCAAGAAGGCGCUGACGGCCGCCGGCUACGACGUGGAGAAGAACAACAGCCGCAUCAAGCUGGGCCUUAAGAGCCUGGUGAGCAAGGGCACCCUGGUGCAGACCAAGGGCACCGGCGCCUCGGGCUCGUUCAAGCUUAACCGGAAGGCAGCCUCCGGGGAGGCCAAGACCAACCCCACGAAGGUGGUGAAAGCCAAGGUGGCGGGUGCCUCUAAGAAGGCUAAAAAAGUCACAGCCGCUGUUAGGAAAACCGUCAAGACCCCGAAAAAGGCGAAGAAGCCUGUCCCUAAGAAGCCUUCCAAGAGUCCCAAGAAGCCCAAGGUCGUGAAAUCUAGGAAAGUAGUGAAGAGCCCUGCCAAAGCCAAGGCUGUGAAGCCUAAGGCGGCCAAGACGAAGGUAACCAAGUCCAAGACUGCUGCCAAGCCCAAAAAGGCGGCGCCCAAGAAAUAAAGGUUCCAGCUGGAAGCUACUUCCAAGAAACCAACGGCUCUUUUAAGAGCCACCAACAUGUUCCGGGAAAGAGCUUUGGCACACGA